AUGUUUCGUUUUUUACCAUGUUGUUCCGAUUCAAAAAAUGAUAUAAUUUCUGGGACAAUUCUAAAAAAUAAAAUUGAACCAGAAACAGAGAAAGUUAAAGAUAAUGAUAAAGAAGAUAAAAACGAAGAAAAUAAGGUAGAAAUUGAAAAUAAAUUAUCAGAUAGAAAUUCUGGUUUUGAGGCAAAAGAGAUACCCGCUAAAUCUGUACGUCAAUCAGGAGAACAGGAGGCAGAUCAGGUUGCCUCUAACCAAAAAUUAGCAUUUGUGACAUAG
Molecule: messenger RNA, 273 nt
Organism: Strongyloides ratti
Lineage: Eukaryota; Metazoa; Nematoda; Chromadorea; Rhabditida; Strongyloididae
Exons: 2
Coding region: 1-273 (90 amino acids)
Source: RefSeq, a predicted model, not a curated record